AGUGACAUUUAUGUUGCUCAAGUUGUGUUGUUUCGUAAACUGGAAUAGAACUUGUUUAUUUGUGAAAUUUUAUGUAAUUUAGAUAUUUUUAUAGUAAUAAAAUGGGUUCCGAAGUAAACCCAAAUAAUAUACCUUUGACUGCCUUGACUUACAAGUCUAAAUACAUCUUGGGUUGUUUACUGAACACAAAGAAAGUUUUACCGAGUGAUGGCCCUGAUAAAUUACCGAGGGACUGGCGCGGGCUGGCCUCCUUGGUGAAUAUAUCUUCAGAGAUGGCGUCAUCCUUGGAACACAUCCCAGACAAAACAGGGAGAAUACUGGAGCUGUGGUCACAGAAACGGGAUGGAACAGCCACGGUGGCACAGUUGUUUUUUUACUUACAGAGAUUAGACAGACAUGAUGUGUAUGACGAUUUACAAGAGUUGUUAAGAAAUGGGGAACUGGCUGACCCGCAGCCCAUGGCAAUCCCUCAAAAUGCACAAAUGUCAAGACUGGAAGAUGUGCGAGAUGAUCUCAUUACGUUUGACGAUGUGACACACGGGGAGCCUCAGUUGUAUCACGCCUACGUGCUGUAUGCGAGAGAAGACAAAGACUUCAUAGAUGAACUACUUAGUAGAAUGAGAGGGAAUGGGUUUAAGUUAUGCACAGAAGACGACCUCCUGCCUGGUCACUCCACACAGUACUCAGCGGUGUCCCGGCUGAUCUCAGAGAGAUGUCACCGGAUCAUCCUGAUCUACUCACCCGAGUUCCUCAGCAGUCCUGCCAACACCUUCUAUAUGGACUAUGCACAGGCUGUUGGCAUUGAGCUGAAGAAGCCGAAGAUAAUCCCGUGCAUGUACCGCGCGUGCCGGCUGCCGAGCCACCUGAGCCACAUCCACAACCUGUACUACUCGCCGCCCGGCCAGAAGGCCGCCUACGACUUCUGGGAGAAGCUAGCGCAGUCGCUGCAGCUUGUCAAAUUGCCCAGAAUAACAAACGGCACAGCGAGUUCCAGCCACUCAUCCCUGAGCAUCACAGAAAUGAAGCCGCUCACCAACGGCUACUCCACACAGACUCCGACCAGCUUCCUCGCGCUCCCCGAACCACACAAGAGCAGCAAGUCCCUCACAGACCUCAGCACCCUACAGAUAACCCUGCCGUCAGACGACAGCAAGUCACUCAACAAUCUUAUAAGCCAAAGCAGCGAGAAAAGGAAGAAGUCAAGUAAACUGCCAAAGUUUAUCAAAUCGUUAGUCAAGAAGAAACCGAAAAACGCGAUUAUGUUAGAGAAUUAGCGAAGGGCUGAAAAGGUUAGUAUGUUAUUGAAUGAAUGAUGUUGCUGACAUAGAACACUUCACACUCAAGUGUACAGAGUCCACGAGUUUUACUGAAUGAGUGACGAUGAUGGCCUAUCAGGGGUCUGCGCAAUCGAAAAUGGCGGUGAUUUUACGCAUAUUUAUAUGUCGUAUUGCCGCAUAAACAAAUCCGUUUGGAGGUAAAUGUUCUAUAGGAGUGUAUACAAAUAUGUAGCCGGCUAUUCUUGUUUGUACAGAGAGCCCUUAUGCCGUCAAAGCUGCAGACUUUUUAAAAGGAGGCGUACCUAUGACGCUAAUUUCCAAAAAAGGGAUAUAUUGUUUUCUUAACCAUUCUAUAAAUGGUAAGCAGCAGUGCCUAUUCAUCUGAGCUUGUAAAUAUGUGUGGAUUAUACAGUGCUAUACUGAGAUUGGUCUUCCAUUAAAUAAUGUGAUAUUUUCAGAAA
This is a messenger RNA of Plutella xylostella (diamondback moth), 1738 nucleotides long. Its product is annotated as myeloid differentiation primary response protein MyD88. NCBI's taxonomy places the organism in Eukaryota, Metazoa, Arthropoda, Insecta, Lepidoptera, Plutellidae. Gene Ontology annotation, biological process: Toll signaling pathway; toll-like receptor 4 signaling pathway; defense response to Gram-positive bacterium. The record is from RefSeq and is a predicted model, not a curated record. Gene Ontology annotation, molecular function: TIR domain binding; Toll-like receptor binding. Gene Ontology annotation, cellular component: plasma membrane.